GUUAUCAGAUGAUGUAUACUAAACUUUGUCAAAGGUUAUAAGAUAUUAAUAUAAUCUUAGAAAGUGCAAAAGUCCAUGUCUCACAAACUAUGGAUCAACACAUCUCUUUUAAAGGCUCCAAAUCAGUCAAUAGUCAAGCGUUAUAGAAUAAUGUCUGGAACACUUACAUUUUGUAUCUUAAUCUUUAUACCGCUAGGUUUAAUCACUGGAAAUUCAGGCUCCAAUAAUGGAACUAUUUGUGCAACAAGAGAAGCCUUCAGAUUGUGUUCACACAAAAGCAUUUUAACCGAAGUUAAUGAAUUAAGAAACGAAGAACGUCUUCAAAUCUCUGAUUUGGGUCUUCUUUCAAUAGCAGCAGGAGCUUUCAAAGAUCUAUCCAUCACACAUCUUUACCUGAAUCAAGGAAACCAGAUAUCAAUUUUGACGACAGACUCAUUUAGUGGUUUACCAAAUCUAAAAUGGCUUCAUUUAGACAAUAACGUUGUGUCACUUUCAUCAAAUCUCUUUGAGAAAUUAAAGAGCCUAGUAUCACUAUCACUGGUUUAUAAUCGAAUCAACAAUAUACCAGCCAGAUCCUUCAAUGGUCUGACCAAAUUAACAUUUCUUUACCUCAAUCACAAUGAUAUUACACACAUCUCAGCCAACGCUUUUCAAGGAGUCAGCAGUAAUCUCAUGUACUUGUGGCUCAGCAAUAAUCAAAUAAAUGAAAUUGCGCCUGGAGCUUUCGCAGGAUUGACACAACUGAAUCAACUGCAUUUGGAAUCAAAUCAUUUGACAUCCUUGCAAGCUGGAUUUUCUGAUGGUCUCAUCAAUUUGGAAGUUCUUUUCCUUAACGAUAACCAACUGACAUCAUUGCAGCAAAGCACAUUUACCAAUUUGGGAAAUCUACAAAAAUUGUAUUUACAAAAUAACAACAUUGCAAGCAUUGAGUCCGACAGCUUUGUGGCUUUAAGGAAAUUAGAAUUUCUUCAACUUAAUGGAAACCAUCUGACCAUCAUAGACAAUGGAGCGUUUUACGGACUUAUUGCACUCAAGGAAUUGCAUCUUUCGAACAAUGAGAUACAAGAACUGAAGAAAUUGGUUUUCAAAGAUUUACAAGCUCUUACUUCGAUUCAUCUGAAUAGAACUAAUCUGACUGAUUUAGAUAUUGAACAAAGUGGUUUGCCCUCAUCAGCUUCUGUAAUUUCAACUAAAUAAAAAAGUUGAAUCUUAAAUAAAUGUAAAAGUUCAAUAAUUAAAAAGUAUUUUAAAUUA
Molecule: messenger RNA, 1254 nt
Organism: Cephus cinctus (wheat stem sawfly)
Lineage: Eukaryota; Metazoa; Arthropoda; Insecta; Hymenoptera; Cephidae
Product: insulin-like growth factor-binding protein complex acid labile subunit
Exons: 1
Coding region: 76-1197 (373 amino acids)
Cellular component (GO): extracellular matrix
Molecular function (GO): protein binding
Source: RefSeq, a predicted model, not a curated record